AUGCGAGGGUCGCACUUGCUCCAAAUGCUGGACCUGGAGUCCUUGACUCCCCAGCAGACCAUCAAUAUGGAAGCAAAGAAUGAACAAGGCGUGUUUGAGACGGUCCUUGCGGCUAGUACUGGUCUCGACUACUCUUAUGCUAGUACCAGCACCGUAGCUACCCUUGGACUCCGCAAGCUGCCUCUGUCCCCUACCCAUAACAGGCGCCUCUUCCACACACCCUUCGGUAUCAUGAUGCUCAAAGACUUCGCCUCCUUCACAGUUCGAGUAUCCGAGGCUAACGUGCCGGAAGUCGACGUCAAUGUUGCCGUGCUUGGCCCGGAAUACGGCUGGCAGGAGGUUGAGAUCUUCCUCGGCAAGAAUCUUUCGAGGAAGAUGGCUGAAGCUAGGGCGCAUUCGGCCUCUAACGACAUUGUUCCCGAGAGGGAGCAGCUCGAAACAAACGGAGACGUGCCUGCGCUUCCGCCUGAGAUAGGUGAGGUGCCUCUGUCAGCAUCGACACGAAUCAUUGGUAUCGAUACCAUCGCCGCGGUCCACAGUGCAAUCAGUGACGGACGUACCGGCCGUCGGGUGGGUCGACCAGUCGCCGAUGCGGACCUUACUAUCCGGACCACCGCCGGCCACUCCCGAUCCACUAGCGGACUAGGAGCUACACCCGUUUUCACAACCGGCGGCACCACUGGGUCAUCCCCCCCUUCAACGUAUGCACUGGAUCGGUCUAGGAACUCGUACCACUCCUCGCAAUGUGAACACCCGGCCCCUAUCGGCGACUCCCUUGGUGUCCUCGAGCCAGGUACCUCACCUGGCAGAGAGGAUGACGAAUGAACAUGGUGAGUCAUCAGAAUGCCGCUUGCGGUCAUUGUAAUCACUAACAGCAAGGCAGCUUUUGAUACCUGGAAUGGCAUCGUCUAUGCGCGCAAAUCAGAUUGAAGAAGCGAUCUCAAAAAUGACACAUUGCUGGAAAGGUUCCGGGCUUAUGUAGUGCUACGACAAGCCAUAUAUGUAUCGAUUGCAGACCAUAUACCGCGUAGGCUUUCGGAUCAUCUUCUCAGACGUAAUGCUUUAGUUUGAGGAGUCGUAUCCUAUUAGUAGCAUCGGGCAAAUUGGACCACUGGGC
Molecule: messenger RNA, 1117 nt
Organism: Colletotrichum scovillei
Lineage: Eukaryota; Fungi; Ascomycota; Sordariomycetes; Glomerellales; Glomerellaceae
Exons: 1
Coding region: 1-825 (274 amino acids)
Source: RefSeq, a predicted model, not a curated record